GCCGGGCUGUGCUCAGCUCCUCACACCUCCCCGCCCAGCUCCGGGGCUCUGCGGGUUGUGUUAACUCGGACAGGCACAAACAGCUGCAGAUCAGCAGUUAUCCCCCCGCAAAAGAUGUAAAACAAGGCUUGAACAUCACCAUUAUCUGUCAAACAAAAGGCUGAGAGAGUUGGGGCUGUUCAGCCUGGAGAUGAGAAAAGUCCAGGGGAACCUCAGAGCCCCUUCUAGUUAAAGGGGCUAACUUAGAGCUGGAGAGGGCCUUCUGACAAGGGAUGGAACAUAUGACGAAGGAGAACAGCUUUCGCUGGGGAGAAGGUAGACUUAGAUUAGCUAUAUGAAGGGAACUUUUCCCUGUGCGGGCGGUGAGACCCUGGCACAGGCUGCCCAGAGAAGCCGCGGCUGCCCCAUCCCUGGCGGUGCUCAGUGCCGGGCUGGACAGAGCUUUGCGCACCCUGCUCUAGAGGAAGGUGUCCCUGACCACGGCACAAGAGCUGUAACAAGAUGCUCUUUCCAACGCAGCCAUUCCGCGCUCCCUGUCCCGCCCCGGCGGCGCUCGGGGCUCGGCGGCUCCGGCGCGGCCCCGCGGGCGCUCCCCGGGGUGGCCCCUCACGGCCGGGGCCGGGCGCGCUCCGCUUUACGGCUGCUGAAAACUCCCGGGGCGGGCCGGGCCGGGCCGUGCGGCGCCGGGCACCCGCUGGGGCAGCGCAGGUACCGGGGCAGUGCAGGUACCGCCGGGCACCCGCUGGGGCAGCGCAGGUACCGGGGCAGUGCAGGUACCGCCGGGCACCCGCUGGGGCAGCGCAGGUACCGGGGCAGUGCAGAUCUCGUCUGGACUUUGGAAAUAACUUUGGUUCUUGGAUUCCUUCUGUUGACCCAGGAUAAAAAGAUGGCCUAUCACAAAGUGAGUGCAGACCAGAGGGCACAGGGGCACUCUCCAUACCUUGACAACGAUGAGCUCCAAGCCACGGCGUUGGAGCUGGAGUGGGACAUGGAGAAAGAGCUGGAGGAGCCUGGAUUUGACCAUUUCCGCCUGGACAGCGCAGCCCAGCAGCACCUGGGGAACUCACAGAGCCCUGACCUCGACCUGGAGCCCAUCCAGCCUUCCUCUUCUCCAAAGGGAAGGUUCCAGAGGCUUCAGGAAGACCCUGACUACAUCUCCCACUACACCAGACAGCCAAAACCAAAGAGCAACCGCUGCAGCUUUUUUCGGAUACUGAAAGUAUUUUGCACUGCUUUGAUUUUAUUUAUUUUUGGAAUUGUGAUAGGAUAUUAUGCACGCAAGAAAUGCCCUUCUCCCCCAACAUCUCGAAAGCCAAAUAAUCUUCAUAUCUACCAUGAAAUUCUCAAGGAAAUCAAAGCUGAAAAUAUUCAAAAGAUUUACAGAGAUUUGUUAGAGUUCCCCAGAGAAGAAGAUGCAGACAUUGCAGUGAAGAUCCUGGCUCAGUGGCAUUCCCAAGGCCUGGAAGAUGUCCAGCUGGUGAAUUACUCCGUUCUGCUCGACCUGCCAGGCCCUUCUUCAAACACUGUAACUCUGCAGAACAGCGGGGAAUGCUUUUAUCCGAGUGGCCAACAGUGCAGCAGAGACCCCAAAACACUUCACAGCCAAGACCUCCUGUACUCGUACGCAGCUUAUUCUGCCAAAGGAACUCUUGAGGCAGAGCUUGUUGAUGUCCAGUACGGGACCAUGGAAGACCUGAUCCGGAUUCAAGCCAUCACAAAUGUGACCAAAAAAAUUGCACUUUUGAAGCUUGGACAAUCACCUUUGCUUUAUAAGCUUUCUCUGCUGGAAGAUGCAGGGUUUGGUGGUGUUCUCCUUUACACGGAUCCCUGUGAUUUACCAAAGACUGCAGACCUCGCUGACAAAGCUUUUCUGGUGUCCCUGAACAGCGGAGGAGAUCCAUCCACGCCUGGCUAUGCCAGUAUUGAUGGAAGCUACAGGCAAAAUCGACUGAACCUCACAACACUGCUGGUACAACCAAUUUCUGCGGUGCUUGCCAGAAAACUUGUUUCCCUGCCUGGGGAGGACCCAGCCCAAAAAGACAGGUGUACACCCCUCCAGCUGCCAGCUGCAGGCAAAAAAAUAAUCAGUCUGAACAUUCAGUCUGUCACAACUUACAAGACAAUUUCUAAUGUCAUUGGAUAUCUAAAAGGAGCUGUAUUUCCUGACAGAUACGUCAUCGUUGGUAGCCAUCACAGCAGUUUGAAGGGUUAUGGUGGGCAAGGCUGGGCCAGCAGCACUGCUGUCACCACAGCCCUGCUCCAAGCCCUGAUGCCAAAGGUGAAGAGGGGCUGGAGGCCUGACAGGACCGUGCUCUUCUGCUCCUGGGGAGGAACAGCCUGGGGGAACAUCGGCUCCUACGAGUGGGCUGAGGAUUUCAGGAGCGUUCUUCAGAGAAAUGCUGUGGCCUACAUUAGCCUCCAUAAUCCAGUCACAGGCAACUCAACUCUACACCCCGUUGCAUCCCCUUCUCUUCAGCAGCUGGCAGCAGAGAGCCAGAGCUUCAACUGUGUGGAAAAGGCAAGAUGUCCAGGAUCCAAUGUGAGUUCUGUGCAGAUCCAGGGAGAUUCAGAUUAUUUCAUCAACCACCUCGGAGUGCCUGCCACGCAGUUUUCCUAUGAGGACAUCAAAGCAUCAGAGAACUCCAGCUUUCUCUCUGAAGCCCUUUUUCCUGUACAUGCAACAAAAACUGAAGAGCUGGAUCCCUCCUUCAGCUUGCACGAGACCAUUGCAAAGCUAACAGGACAAGUGACUUUGCAAAUUGCCACUGAUCCAGUUUUGCCGUUCAAUGCCCUCAACAUCGCGUUAGAAGUUCAGAACAGUCUGAAAGGUGAUGAAGCAGGCGUCCCUCAGCUGCUGGCAGUGGCAGCGCGUCUGAGGGACACGGCGGAGCUGUUCCAGUCGGACGAGAUGCGCCCGGCCAAUGACCCCGAGGAGCGAGCUCCUGUCAGAGUCAGGAUGCUCAAUGAUGUGCUGCAAGGCUUGGAGAAAAGCUUCCUGGUUCCUCAAGCUCCUCCAGGGCUUUACAGAAAUAUUCUUUACAGACUGGAUGACAGGACCAGCCAGUUUUCAGUACUGCUGGAGGCACUGGAGCACUGCAAACUACAUCAGUCAAAUGAGACUGUUCAAGCAGCCUUGUCAGAGGUGCUGAACAGCAUCAAUUCAGCUCAGGUUUACUUCAAAGCAGGACUUGAUGUGUUUGAGACUACCUUAGCUGGAAAGAAAUGAGAGGAUUCUCUGCAUUCUAAGACAUUUGUUUACAGCUCGCUAAACAAAAGUUUGACUUGGACCAGAAUUGUUCUGAGGAUCAAACCUUUCUCAGCCUUUCCUUCAGCUGGCUCUUAAAGGUACUGCAACACGUGGUUUCAGAAAUGUAAAACAGUAUUUUGCACUGUUCACAGUAUAUCUGAAAUGUCUGUUCCUGAAUGUAUAAAACCUAAAGAGACGGAAUAACACUUCAGAGAUGAUUUUUGGAAGGACAUCUGAUGUAUUUUUGUAUGUAAAAUAUGUUUUUAUGACUAAGAGCUCAAUCUUGCAAAGUACCAAGCGCAUCCCGUGAUGUGCUGAAGCCCUGGUUCUGAGACACCCCAGAUGUGCACCCAGGGGCUAUUUCCUCUGUCAGAAAAAUCUGGCUCAAGUUUCUUAAUGUUUCCAGCAAGUUCAGCUUCUUCCUUACUCCAUUCAGAGUAAGUAACUGAAGGAAGUGGUGUUUCCAUGGGUAUCCAGCACCGGAGUGGAAAUGCACUGCACACCUUUACGGGUGCAAUCCAACACCUUUACUCCUGUGGAACAAGAAAUACCUCAGUUCUGAGAAUACAGAUAAACUUCAAUUCUUCCAUUUCUGUAUGAAAAUAAAGAGUUGUUUUCUCUAAUGUUUCUUGGAGAGGAAAUUUUUGUGAUGAUUUCAAAUUAUUUGAAAAGUGUGAAUCGGUAAUUACACUUGCACAAAAAUGCUUUGAAUGUUUAUGUUAAAUGAAAGAACUGCCUAGUCCUUAUAAGGCUAGAGGCCUUUACAAAUUUUCAGCAAACAUUCCCAAAACAUUCCACUUCAAGGUCUCUAAAUUUCCAGAGAGCUGUAAAUAAAAGCAAGACCUCCAAGUCCUGGGAAGAGUUUUGGGAUUCCAUCGCUCUUUGCCAUCCGCCAUUCCAGGCCAGAUCAUUCCAUAAGGAAUGAUGGAAUAUAGGGCCUGGAUCGUUGUCAAAAAAGCACAAGGAAAACACACAUUCAUUCCCUGCUGUAGAACCAGGAAUUCAAGUGUGGAGGCACAAGCUGGUGAAGCAUAUUGCAGAGCUAAAAUGCAAAUGUGUUUUUCCAUUGGUAAAAGGAUCUAAUCACACCAUUGCCUGUUGGCCAAAGUAAUCUGUGAGAGAAAGGAUCAGGAGGUUCAGUGUCCUCUAGGGGCAUGCUAUGCACAUUUGAGAACUCCAGAUUUUAAUAAUAUAAACAGUUGAAAUUGUUAAGCCCUAUUUGGGUUUUACAGUCUAAAAUUAUUCUAGGUUUAGAGCUUAAAUAAUUAAUUUUAUAUAGAUACUUAGAAUUUAAAUAUAAUUUAUUUGAUGGAAAUGUUAAAUGUAUUGUUACCCAGUUUGCCAUGGAAACAUUACAGGGACAUUUCAGGUUGCAAUAAAAAUAGAAAAAUUGUCUGUAUUAAUGUUUAAAAAUUGCCUUCAGGAAAAUUUCUGAGUGCACAAUUUGGUGAAAAAUGUUUUGAAGUUCACAUAGCAAGAAAUGAGCUGUUUACAGAUCUGGGUUUCUGUUUCCAAAGUCCUUAGCAAAGGGGUCUCUCCAAGCCAUGGCCCAGGACUGGGCACACACAGCUAUGCUGUUUCUACUUUUCUUCACAAGUUAUGAUUGAAGAGUGGGAAAAGCCCCCCGGGGCUGAGCAGGGGCAGAGCUGUGCAGUUGUACAGCAGC
Messenger RNA from Poecile atricapillus (Black-capped chickadee), 4913 nucleotides. It is a transcript of the gene NAALADL2, whose product is annotated as N-acetylated alpha-linked acidic dipeptidase like 2. The coding region runs from base 335 to 3226 and encodes 963 amino acids. The record is from RefSeq and is a predicted model, not a curated record. Lineage: Eukaryota; Metazoa; Chordata; Aves; Passeriformes; Paridae. The transcript is spliced from 15 exons.